This is a messenger RNA of Cylicostephanus goldi, 459 nucleotides long. NCBI's taxonomy places the organism in Eukaryota, Metazoa, Nematoda, Chromadorea, Rhabditida, Strongylidae. The record is from the annotation of a GenBank genome assembly.
AUGCUCCCAUCCUAUGUUCGAGCCGUACCGAAUGGUAAGGAAUUUGGCGACUUUUUGGCGUUGGAUCUUGGUGGAACAAAUUUCCGUGUGCUGCUAAUUCGUCUCAAAGGCAAAGAAGCGGAAAUGAUUGGAAAAAUCUUUCGAGUACCGGAAAGUGUGAUGAGGGGGUCCGGAGAAGCGGCUGAAAUAUUCUUUUAUAGCGCAAAACUCAUCACCUGGACUAAGGGCUUUAAUGCUAGCGGAGUAGAGGGCUCAGACGUUGUUUCUAUGCUCAGGGAUGCAUGCAAGCGAAGAGAGGACAUCGAUAUCGAUGUAGUUGCCGUUUUGAAUGACACUGUUGGUACAUUGAUGGCAUGUGCGUUCAAAGAAAAUAGCUGCCAGAUGAUCAUCAACACCGAAUGGGGAGCGUUUGGUGAUGAUGGCGCUUUGGACUCGAUACGGACAGAUUUUGACAAAGCA